AUGGUUGUGGCUCGUUCUCUUUGUGUAGCCAUGCGCUCACCCAUAAUGCAAUCGGCAAUGAUCACCACAGCCGCUACACCCGAUAUGUUAAAAUUCCGUUCAUCAGUAUUGAAUAGUUCUGCGGCGAAGUUAAAUCGCUAUGGUGGUCGCCAUAGUGUAACAGUUCUUCCUGGAGAUGGCAUCGGUCCAGAGAUGCUCGAGCAUGUGGCAAAUAUUUUCGGAUUUGCACAGGUACCUGUCGACUUCGAACAGGUGGACUUGUCAUCGAAGCAGGAAUCUGUUGAUGAUCUCAAUCAGGCAAUAACGGCAAUCAAGAGGAAUGGUGUAGCAUUGAAGGGAAAUAUCGAAACGAAAUUCGAUGAUCCACAAUUUGUAUCACGCAACGUUGAGCUACGGCGACAAUUGGAUUUGUACGCCAACGUUCUUCACUGCUGCUCCAUUCCUUCUGUUCCAAGUAGGCACAAUAACAUUGAUAUGAUCAUCAUUCGCGAAAACACGGAAGGAGAGUACUCUGGGCUCGAGCAUGAGACGACGCCUGGAAUAGUUGAAAGCCUAAAGAUCGUAACUCGAGCUAAAAUCGAACGUAUUUCUCGUUUUGCGUUCCAAUAUGCAAAGAAGUACGAUCGCAAGAAAGUCACUGCUGUUCACAAAGCCAAUAUACAAAAGCUAGGAGACGGCCUCUUUUUGAAGGUUUGCAAGGAAAUCGCUGAAAACGAGUAUCCAGAAAUCAAGUUCGAUGCAAUGAUUGUUGAUAAUGCUUCCAUGCAGCUAGUUUCCCGGCCUCAGCAGUUCGAUAUCAUGUUGAUGCCAAACCUUUACGGUAACAUUAUUUCUAACAUUGCUUGUGGCCUUGUCGGAGGUCCUGGCUUGGUCUCUGGAAUGAAUAUUGGAGACGAAUAUGCAGUAUUCGAGACCGGAACCCGUAACACUGGUACUUCUCUGGCUGGAAAGGAUACUGCAAAUCCUACUGCUUUCAUCAGAGCGUCUGCUGACAUGCUAAGGUAUCUCGGAUUGAACCAUCACGCCAACAUGAUCUCCGAUUCAUUAUACCGUACCUUGGUAGAGAAACGACUUCACACACCUGAUAUCGGCGGUACCGCUAAGACAAGCGAGGUCGUGAAGUCUGUGCUGGAGUACAUCGAAGAAGAGAUGGAGGCGAACAAAUGGCGCGCUAAAUAA
This is a messenger RNA of Haemonchus placei, 1179 nucleotides long. The record is from the annotation of a GenBank genome assembly. NCBI's taxonomy places the organism in Eukaryota, Metazoa, Nematoda, Chromadorea, Rhabditida, Trichostrongylidae.